ACAUUUUGUUCAUCCCAAAAAAUCUAUUCGCUCUUAAGGUUAAGGUGUGUUUGGUCGGAAGUAAUGGAAUGGAAAAGAAAAUCCGUUCCAUUCAAUUCCAUCAUUUGGUUUCAUCUUUUGGGUUGGAAAAGGCUUUCCUAUGGAAAGCCAAUUCACUCAAUUUGAGUGAAUACUCAUUUCUUUAGGGGGCCAAUGGAAAUGCUUUUUCAUUCAGGCUUUAUUUCCUUUUUGUCCAAAAUAUCCCCAUCUCCCUCUUGACACUUCCGCCAGCUCCAGCCCUGGUCUUUCUGGUGCUCCUCCAUCUCCAGCCUAGUUGUUUCCGGCGCUCCUCCUUGUCUUGUGCAGUCAACAAGAUAGGCUCUUCAGGAGAAGAAGAAGGGGGGAGAGAGAGAGAGACGGGACCUUGUAGUUAUCGAUUCUUGAAUUCGUAAGAGACCCAGUUGCUUCCGAGAAACACCCAUCUGAGCUCCGACCUCGGCGAGUCUUUUUUUUGCAGAUUUUCAAAGUUAUAUCUGAACGAAUCUGGGUGUUUCUAGAAGAUGGAGAAAGAACAGAAGACUCCAAGCGAUCAAGAAGGAGUGGAAGAGGAGGACACGGAAGCUCUAGAGCUUGUUCUCUUUCAAGUCUCUGAAUGUUAUGUCUACUUGAUACCGCCAAGGAAAAGUGCAGCUUCCUACAGGGCUGAUGAGUGGGAUGUAAAUAAAUGGGUGUGGGAAGGAGUAUUGAAAGUAAUCAGCAAAGGGGAGGAGUGCAUUAUCAGACUUGAAGAUAAGAAAACAGGCGAAUUGUAUGCUCGAGCAUUUUUGAGAAAUGGAGAGCCACACCCCGUUGAACCUGUAAUUGAUAGCAGCAGAUAUUUUGUUCUUCGUAUAGAGGAGAACAUCGGGGGUCGUCUUCGGCAUGCGUUCAUUGGCAUAGGUUUUAGAGAAAGAACAGAAGCUUAUGACUUCCAAGCAGCUCUGCAUGAUCACAUGAAAUAUCUGAACAAGAAGAAGACCGCAGAGGAGAUGGAACAACAAUUCCAGAAAACAUCUUCAGUUGAUUACAGCUUGAAAGACGGGGAGACACUUGUUCUACAAUUGAAGAACAGCAAAAUUGGUCAAAUUGUGAAGUCCAAGUCUCUCGAUCAGGCUUCGAACACUUCAUCACCUGAGAACAAGGGUACCCAAAAAGAGAUUAAGAUCUGUAUCGAACCACCGCCUCCUCCCCCAGGCCCGCUUUCGCCUUCCGCCACCGCUCAGAAGUCGCCAUCAAACUCGCCGACCAAGUUCAGUGUCGAGGCAGCUUCUAAGCAUGGCACCUCGGAAUCAACGAAACAGGAUUUUAAGGAGGCAGAUUCUUCUGAAAAUCAAAGUACACAAGAUAUACCGGAUGACGAUUUCGGGGACUUUCAAACAGCUGGUUAAUAUGAAAUUAUAAUAAACGGGAACAUGUUCAUACUCUUAAGUCUAAUACCUUGAUUUUUAAUGUGGUUUCGCUGUUUUGGUCCAUAUUGUAUACUGCUGGCUGAACAUUACCUAAUGUGAAGUUACACUUUUUUUUUUUUUUGGACCUAAUGUGAAUUUACUUUUCGAGACCGUUAAUUUUGCCCACUCGAGACGAGUCACUUGUAAUUUAUUUUCAGAUUAACACUUUAAACUCGUUCUUAAUUGGACAAGAAUGUUAUUGUGCUUUGUGCAAUAUAUAUAUAUAUUAGAAAAGUGAAAGCAAGGGUCCAAUUUUGAGCAGGCCACAGAUCAA
Morus notabilis is the source of this 1740-nucleotide messenger RNA. RefSeq lists its product as uncharacterized. Gene Ontology annotation, cellular component: membrane; clathrin vesicle coat. The transcript is spliced from 9 exons. The coding region runs from base 540 to 1406 and encodes 288 amino acids. The record is from RefSeq and is a predicted model, not a curated record. Gene Ontology annotation, biological process: endocytosis. Lineage: Eukaryota; Viridiplantae; Streptophyta; Magnoliopsida; Rosales; Moraceae.